AUGCCAUGGUUGGUGAUAGGAGAUUUUAAUGUGGUGCUCACUUGUGAAGAGAAAAAAGGUGGUAGAGCCCCAUUAAGAAUUUCAAUGCAGGAAUUCAGAGAUUGUCUUGAAUCAUGUAAUUUAGUACAAGCCCCCAAGUCUGGUAUUCAAUUUUCUUGGUGUAGUAAUAAGGUGGUGGGUGUUAGAGGAACAUCAGAUCAUGGAGCAUUGUUAGGUGGAGUUGUUAAUAUUUCAAGACCAAAUAACAUUCCAUUCAAGUACCAACCAGUGUGGACUACUCAUCCAGAUUUUAUUAAAGUAAUUCAAUAUUCAUGGGUAGAAGUUUGUAAUGGGAACCCUACUUUCAUCUUUAUCAGUAAGCUAAAAAGACUGAAGAAUAUUUUGAAGAAAUGGAAUUGGGAAGUAUUUGGUGACCUCAGAAUUAAGAUAAAAACUACAAAAGAGAAUGUUCUAGCUGCUGCUUUGGAGUCUGAUGCAGAUCCAGAGAAUAUUGAGUUACUCAAUAAAUUAGUGAUUGCAAUAGGGGAGAAUGAUUUAGCUUCUCAACAAUAUAAUGAAUUAAUGAGAGCAAAAUCAAGAAUUCAAUGGGUUAAGGAAUGUGGAGCUAACACUGCAUUUUUUCUUUCAACCAUGAGGAUUAGGAAGGCUUACAAUAAUAUUUCAGAACUGGAAGACACAGAAGGUAAUCUUGUAACUGGUCAAGACCAAAUUUCUUAUAUUUUAGUAUCUCAUUAUCAAAAGAAGUUUGAAAAGAAGAAUGUGGCAUUUGAUGAUGAAUUGUUUGACGUAAUCCCUAAAGUAUUAACUGAUGAGGAUAAUGUAUUUCUUGAUGCUAUUCCAUCUCAAGAUGAAAUUAAAAAUGCAGUGCUUGGAAUGAAUGCAGAUAGUGCACCUAGACCAGAUGGAUUUCCUGGAAGUCUUUAUAAAUUUGCUUGGGAGAUUAUUGGGAUGGAAUUAGUGGAGGUUAUACAGUAUUGCUGGAGUAACAGAAUUAUAACAGAUAGAAUUGGUGUUGUAAUUGGGAGAAUGGUUUCAGAGAAACAAGGGGCAUUCAUUAAAGGUAGAAAUAUACAUGAGAAGAUUGUAUUAGCAUCUGAAUUAGUGAAUGAACUAGAUUUUAAAAGAAGGGGAGGAAAUGUUGGACUCAAAAUAAAUAUUACAUAA
This is a messenger RNA of Papaver somniferum (opium poppy), 1164 nucleotides long. RefSeq lists its product as uncharacterized. Lineage: Eukaryota; Viridiplantae; Streptophyta; Magnoliopsida; Ranunculales; Papaveraceae. Bases 1 to 1164 code for a protein of 387 amino acids. The transcript has 3 exons. The record is from RefSeq and is a predicted model, not a curated record.